Molecule: messenger RNA, 1679 nt
Organism: Penicilliopsis zonata CBS 506.65
Lineage: Eukaryota; Fungi; Ascomycota; Eurotiomycetes; Eurotiales; Aspergillaceae
Exons: 2
Coding region: 1-1278 (425 amino acids)
Cellular component (GO): cytoplasm
Source: RefSeq, a predicted model, not a curated record
AUGGAUGUCGCCUAUGACCACAUCCAGGAGGAGAUCCUGACUUCGCAGGGAGACGCCGAUAACAACAAUAAUAACAAUGCUAGUACCAACCAACGACAGAACCUUGACCUGAACGCCGAAUUCCAGGAAACUUUCCGUGCAUUUUCUGCGAGUCCAUGGGGAACACGGCUCGGGGGUUUUUGGAAUAAUGUCCGCAAGCAAGGAGAGAGCUACUACGAGGGGGCUCGACAGGAAUACGCCGCCGCGAGCGAAGAGGCCGUCAAGGGCUUCACCGACCUCCGGGAGAGUCUUGUCGGGCGCACGAGGGGGCUUUCUUUGAGCACAGCAUUCACGGCGGGGAAUUCCCCGGAGGGCGAUGAGACAGAGGGGGACAAGGAUGGGGCCGUGACGCCUACCUCCAAGGAGGCACCGGAUGGACAACAACAACAACAGCAGCAGCAACAGGAGGAGGAGGAGCCCCGCCAGAGUGGGGAAGGAUUCAUCUCUCGGUUUAAGACCGAGGCUGCUCGGCGACUCAAAGAAAUCGAGAAGGCAGAGGAGGCCGCUGACGAGGCUAUUCUGCGCUUUGGCAUGAAUGUGGUGCAGAAGAUGCGUGAAGCGGUGAGCAUCGUCCCGCCGGGCGACGAAGAGUCCUCCAAGCUGCUCUUUGAGAGCAAGGAUGCGGAAGGCAAGAGGGUUAUCCACGCCACGCGCUUCGAAGCCCAGCUGCACGUCAUCCACUCGAAUCCGGAGAGUUUCUCCAAGGACCCGGUCAGCGACCAGUGGGCCAAGUUUAGAGAGGAUUUCAACAUUGAUAGCAAGACUAGCGCCAUCGCGGCUGACUUGGAAACAUACCCAGAACUUCGGGAGGCCAUGGAGAAGCUAGUGCCGGAGACGGUCGAGUAUGCCGAUUUCUGGACCCGGUACUAUUUCCUUCGUCUGGUUAUUGAAACGGAAGAGAAAAAGCGCAAGGAGCUGUUGAAAGGCGCGAACGUGGACGAGGAGGAAGAAGUCGGCUGGGACGAUGAUACCGACUCGGAGUCUGACUCGGGAUCCGAUUCCCCCUCUACCCCCCAGGUCAAGUCUAGCAAGUCUCUCGCCCCCGCUGCUGCUGUGUCGGAGAAAGACACUUUGAAGCCCGGCGAGCCUCGCCGGUCUAACGACCAGCAGUCGCAACCUGAUAGCGAAUCAAGCUAUGAUCUGGUCAGCGGAACUGCGAGCCGGGCACCCGAAAGUCCUAAGGAGAAGACCGCAGCCACCGACGCCAAGGCCGAUGAAAGUGACGAGGACUGGGAGUGAUAUGCCUGUGAAACCCUUUUAUCUCUUCUUCCUCGAUGCUGUUGGUUUGUUAUUUCUGAUUAAAACCACGACCCACCCCUCGCCCACCUUUAUGCGAUGCUCUCAGCCCACUGGUUGUUCUGUCGCAUCGAGACGAAUCAUGGAUCUAUGCAGUACUUUCCUUUCAGAUAGGCGUACUUCGGCUUUUGGCGUUGAUCGGUCAUUCAUCACUCUCAUCAAUUUACUCUCCGUCCAGUACUGUUUUUUUUCUUUUUUUCAGCGAUGAUAUUCAGGGCGAGGAAGCUGUCUUCUAUACGGUGAUUUUAUAGCCUAGCAAAUUCAAGUUUCUAGUCCUUUUCCCUAAUGGAUCAUGGACGAACUCCCUCUUUCUGUGAGUAGCUAGCUGUGUUUGGUCUGUAUGG